ACUCAGCCCGCGUUCCCAAUCUACCAUCGCCGGCUUGCCAACCCCUCCCCACUCGGCCUCUACUCCUUCGCAUCCACCACACUCAUGCUCUCCCUGAUCAACGUCGGCGCUCGCGGGCUCACAGUGCCCCAAGCCGUGAUCGGCAUGGCCUACGGGUACGGCGGGCUCUGCCAGCUGCUAGCAGGGAUGUGGGAGUUCGCCUCGGGGAACACGUUCGGUGCGACUGCUUUCUCGAGCUAUGGCGGGUUUUGGAUCUCGUAUGGCAUCCUUAACACCCCCGCGUUUGGCGUCUCGGCCGCAUAUACGGGAGAAGCAGCCAGCCAGCUCCCAAACGCCCUCGGCAUCUACCUGGAGAUGUGGUUCAUCGUAACAACCCUAAUAUUCUUCGGCACCUUCCGGUCCUCUUUCGCACUCGUAUUCCUCUUCUUUACGCUGUCACUGACGUUCCUCCUCCUGGGGAUAAGUAACUUGCUAGCUGAGCCGGCGUGUCAGACCGCAGGGGGCGCAUUCGGGAUCAUCGCUGCUCUGACAGCGUACUAUGCUGGUUCUGCGGGCUUGUAUUCUCCGGAUGCGUCGUAUGUCCCCUUA
Molecule: messenger RNA, 588 nt
Organism: Dacryopinax primogenitus
Lineage: Eukaryota; Fungi; Basidiomycota; Dacrymycetes; Dacrymycetales; Dacrymycetaceae
Exons: 5
Cellular component (GO): plasma membrane
Molecular function (GO): acetate transmembrane transporter activity
Source: RefSeq, a predicted model, not a curated record